Acinonyx jubatus (cheetah) is the source of this 2997-nucleotide messenger RNA. RefSeq names its product DEAH-box helicase 15 (gene DHX15). The transcript has 14 exons. Lineage: Eukaryota; Metazoa; Chordata; Mammalia; Carnivora; Felidae. Gene Ontology annotation, molecular function: RNA helicase activity; ATP binding; RNA binding. Gene Ontology annotation, cellular component: spliceosomal complex; intracellular anatomical structure. The record is from RefSeq and is a predicted model, not a curated record. Bases 156 to 2543 code for a protein of 795 amino acids.
CAUUUUAGCUCCUGGUUCCGGCCGCACGGUGUAGGCUGUUGUAGCGGGAGGGGUGGGGGUCCUCCAGAGUUAAGUAGCUGCCCUCGACUGUACCAAUACAGCCGCCAGCUUCUUUUUCUUCUUCCUUCAAAUCCGCGCGCUUGCAGAGUCCGAAGAUGUCCAAGCGGCACCGGUUGGACCUGGGGGAGGAUUACCCCUCCGGCAAGAAGCGUGCGGGAACCGAUGGGAAGGAUCGAGAUCGUGACCGGGAUCGUGAAGAUCGGUCUAAAGAUCGAGACCGAGAACGUGAUAGAGGAGAUAGAGAGCGGGAGAGGGAAAAAGAAAAGGAGAAGGAAUUGCGAGCUUCGACUAAUGCUAUGCUUAUCAGUGCUGGAUUACCACCUUUAAAAGCUUCCCAUUCAGCUCACUCAACCCACUCUGCUCAUUCAACACAUUCGACACAUUCUGCUCAUUCAACACACACCGGACAUGCAGGACACACAUCACUUCCACAGUGCAUUAAUCCAUUUACCAACUUACCCCAUACUCCUCGAUACUAUGAUAUUUUAAAGAAACGGCUUCAGCUCCCUGUUUGGGAAUACAAGGAUAGGUUUACAGAUAUUCUGGUUAGACAUCAGUCCUUUGUACUGGUUGGUGAGACUGGGUCUGGUAAAACAACACAGAUUCCACAGUGGUGUGUGGAGUACAUGCGAUCAUUACCAGGACCCAAGAGAGGAGUUGCCUGUACCCAACCCAGGAGAGUGGCUGCAAUGAGUGUGGCUCAGAGAGUUGCUGAUGAAAUGGAUGUGAUGUUGGGCCAGGAAGUUGGUUACUCCAUUCGAUUUGAAGACUGCAGUAGUGCAAAAACCAUUCUUAAGUAUAUGACUGAUGGGAUGUUACUUCGUGAAGCUAUGAAUGAUCCCCUCCUGGAGCGUUAUGGUGUAAUAAUUCUUGAUGAGGCUCAUGAAAGGACAUUGGCUACAGAUAUUCUCAUGGGUGUUCUGAAGGAAGUUGUAAGACAGAGAUCAGAUUUAAAGGUUAUAGUUAUGAGUGCUACCCUGGACGCAGGGAAAUUCCAGAUUUACUUUGAUAACUGUCCUCUCUUAACUAUUCCUGGGCGUACACAUCCUGUUGAAAUCUUUUAUACUCCUGAACCAGAGAGAGAUUAUCUUGAAGCAGCCAUUCGAACAGUGAUCCAAAUUCAUAUGUGUGAAGAGGAGGAGGGAGAUCUUUUACUUUUCUUAACUGGUCAAGAGGAAAUUGAUGAAGCCUGUAAGAGAAUAAAGCGUGAGGUUGAUGAUUUGGGCCCUGAAGUUGGUGACAUUAAAAUCAUUCCGUUAUACUCUACGCUUCCACCUCAGCAGCAACAACGCAUUUUUGAGCCUCCGCCUCCAAAAAAGCAGAAUGGAGCGAUUGGAAGAAAGGUAGUUGUGUCAACUAACAUCGCAGAAACAUCUUUGACAAUAGAUGGUGUGGUAUUUGUGAUCGAUCCUGGAUUUGCAAAACAGAAGGUGUACAAUCCUCGUAUCAGAGUUGAGUCCCUUUUGGUGACAGCCAUUAGUAAAGCUUCAGCUCAACAGAGGGCUGGUCGAGCUGGGCGUACCAGACCUGGGAAAUGCUUCAGACUUUAUACCGAGAAAGCUUACAAAACAGAAAUGCAGGAUAACACCUAUCCUGAGAUUUUGCGUUCUAAUUUAGGAUCAGUAGUGUUACAGUUGAAGAAGCUUGGUAUUGAUGAUUUGGUGCAUUUUGACUUUAUGGAUCCACCAGCUCCUGAAACUCUGAUGAGAGCCCUAGAACUUUUGAAUUACCUGGCUGCUUUAAAUGAUGAUGGAGAUCUGACCGAAUUGGGAUCCAUGAUGGCAGAGUUUCCUCUAGACCCACAGCUCGCUAAAAUGGUUAUUGCAAGUUGUGACUACAACUGUUCUAAUGAGGUCCUAUCUAUUACUGCUAUGUUGUCAGUCCCACAGUGUUUUGUUCGCCCCACGGAGGCCAAGAAAGCCGCAGAUGAAGCCAAGAUGAGAUUUGCCCACAUAGAUGGAGAUCAUCUGACACUGCUGAACGUCUACCACGCUUUUAAACAAAAUCAUGAAUCGGUUCAGUGGUGUUAUGACAACUUCAUUAACUACAGGUCCCUGAUGUCAGCAGAUAAUGUACGCCAGCAGCUGUCGAGAAUUAUGGACAGAUUUAAUUUGCCUCGUCGAAGUACUGACUUUACAAGCAGGGACUAUUAUAUCAAUAUACGAAAAGCUUUGGUUACUGGGUAUUUUAUGCAGGUGGCACAUUUAGAACGAACAGGGCAUUACUUAACUGUGAAGGAUAACCAGGUGGUUCAGUUGCAUCCCUCUACUGUUCUUGACCACAAGCCUGAAUGGGUGCUUUACAAUGAGUUUGUUCUUACAACAAAGAAUUACAUCCGGACGUGUACGGAUAUCAAGCCAGAAUGGUUGGUGAAAAUUGCCCCUCAAUAUUAUGACAUGAGCAAUUUCCCACAGUGUGAAGCAAAGAGACAGUUGGACCGCAUCAUUGCCAAACUUCAAUCCAAGGAAUAUUCACAGUACUGAAUUCAGUGCUUAGAACUGAAGUUAUUCAGAGGACAGCUUUAAAAGAUGAAUGAACUCAAAAGUUCAAGUUGUGCUCUUCACGUUGGUUCAAUAAUGGCCUUUAUUUGAAAGCUUUUUAAUUUUUCUUUACAGUAAAUAUUCCAUUCUGAUUUCAUAAAUUAAACAUUUAUGCCUCCCUUUUGUGUUGACACUGUAGCUCAUACUGGAAAAGUCGAUCAAUGUUUUGCAGUUUAUUGAAAGUAGUUCUAUAUAUAACAAUGUUAUAAGCAUUUCUUUAGAAAUGGUUGAAAAUGCUUCUAAAAUGUGAUUAUCGACCAUGGUAUGCAUGAUCGUUGUAAUUGUUGACAUUCCUUUUAGAAGUUGUGAAAUGUUACAACUUGUGCUUAUGUAGACACAAUCUUCUGUCUCAGUACAGAGGCACUGACUUCAAUAAAGUCUAUUUAUACUAAUUUCA